UCAAGUAGCAAGCAGAAUAAAUAUGAAAACGCGUCAUGGUAUUGAAGGAGUUAAAAAAUUAAGAUCUCCAAGUAGACUAUGAUAUACCCUAACAUACACUGCAUAUGGCCUUUAAUGUCUCAGAAAUCAGCAAAUAGAAAAUCCCUAUAUAGCUGUUUGGUUGGCUACGCUCGCCCCAUACUUCAUAUCCCUCACUACUUUUAAGGAAUCGACUCCCAUGUAUAAUAGUAAGGAAGUGACUUAAGCGAUCACUGAAAAGGGAGGGCGAGUAUUAGUAGAGAAAGGAUAACUGGGAAGAAAAGGAAUAGCUGACGAUUAUUUGUAAGAGAAAGAAAACGAGUAACUAGAUAUCAUAAAAAACAAAAGGAAGGGAGAACUCUAACAACUAAAACUAAAGAAAGAAUCAUGAACUCAGUGACCGCCAACACACACACACUCUGCUCCUAAUAAUUUUUUAUAUCCAAGCUGCAGUCAGGAACACUCAUGAGCAUGGCAACUGUUUACCAAGCAUACCACACAUUUAAAGGGGAAAAACAUUAAAACACCCAUGACAGAUUAUUUAACCUUUGAAAACAGAGCGAAUCUUUCCUAGCGGACUAGUGGUUACUGGCAAUGAGAGGUAUAAGAGAGCAUGUGAGCAGUGAGUCAGUGUCCUAUGGCUAUGCGUACAGGUAAAGGCAAAGGAUACACAUGGCAUUGCUCAACGGCUCAACAGGACUCACGUAAACCCUUUCAUCCCUUUAAUGUUGUAAUGGGAAGCUUUAAAAUGUUGGCACGCAAAAGCAACACGUGUCUUUGUAGGGUGUGGGGAUGGUGUGUGGCUGUGUAUUGUUGAGUCGUGUGUGUAUCUCUGUGGGUUUAGGUUGUUUUUCCGUGUUGCAGCGUAGUGUAGUGUGUUCCAAGUGAUACAGCUGGCAGGUCUGAAGCAUCUCCUGUGUGCAUCAUGUGGAGGGACAAGCAGUGUGGGUAAUUGACCAUGUGAGCAUUAUUACAUGUUGGGAAUGAACUAGAGUGUGGGUUAUUAUGCGUGGCAUUGUUGGAAGACAGUAUUGCACCCACUGAAAGAUAAGCAGAGCCAUGGAGCUGGUGUGGAAUGCUGUGUGGUGGGUGUAUGCCUUUGUCUUCCUUGCCCUCAUCUUGUCAGCCACCGUCCACCACCACCUGGGGCUGCGGCGCCGCUACAUUAACCUCCUCCUCAAGGUGUUUGAGUUCGGUCAAGAACGAGUGGAGCACAAACGUCCGGCGUGGCGCGAUGGAGAACUGGACGAGACAGAAACCCCAAUGGAGGAGGGAGAGAAUCAACUCUUGUCCUUUGAGCACCCAAGGGCGCCGGGCAUUGAGGAGGACAUCAAGGGCUUCCACCUGGACCACGUGCUGGGCUACAUCACGGCAGGAAUGGCUGCCAUCUGUGAGGACAACAUAACCAAGUACUUUGAACCAGAGGAGCUGCCCACCUGGAACCUCCUCUCCCGCACCAAUGACCGUGCCUACGAGUUUGUGUCAUUCCGGCUGACGGUGUGCUGGAUCAUUGGGCUGCUGGUGCGUUACCUCGUCCUCUUGCCGCUGCGACUGAUCAUCUUGGUCCUGGGCAUUGGGUUGUUCUGGACGUGCAUGUUCUUUGUGGGCUUGUUCCCUCCUGGUAACUUCAAGCGCUGGCUCAACAAGAAGCUCUUCGUUUUCUGCUUUGACUUUGUGGCUGGUUCUCUCUCCCUGGUGGCCACCUUCCACAACACAGAGAACAUGCCCAAGAAUGGCAUUGCUGUGGCCAACCACACGUCCCCCAUUGACUCCUUAGUGCUAUCAACCCACAACUGCUACGACAUGGUGGGACAGACACACCAAGGGUUCCUCAGCAUCUUCAUGAAGGCGCUGAGUAGAGCAUCCAGUCACAUCUGGUUUGAGCGCUCCGAUGCCAGGGACCGAGCACAAGUUAUUGAAAGGCUAAGGAACCAUGCCAAUGACAGCAACCUUCCCCCAAUCCUCAUUUAUCCUGAGGGUGUGUGCGUCAACAACACCUCUGUCAUGCAGUUCAAGAAGGGCUCAUUUGAGGUGGACACAGUCAUCUACCCCAUCGCUAUCCGGUUUGAUGCAAGGUUUGGUGACGCCUUCUGGUGGCAGGACAAGUUUUUCCACUAUGUGUUGUGCAUGAUGACGUCCUGGGCCAUUGUGUGCAACGUGUGGUACCUUCCCCCCAUGAGGAAAAAUCCUGGCGAGUCUGCCACGGCAUUCGCUAACAGAGUAAAGGCCAAGAUUGCCCACCAGGGGGGUAUGAUAGACCUGGCCUGGGACGGCUUCCUCAAGGCCAACCCUGUGAAGGCCGAGUGGAAGAAGAGGCAGCAGGAGGAGUUUGCCAAGCACCUGCAGGUGAAUGACGAUGAUGAUGGAGAGGAGGAGGAGCAGCAACCAGAAGCAAAUGAGAGUGACAUCUCAGAUCUAUUGAAAAAGAAGGAAGAGUGAGGCUGUGGAUGGUAUGAACAGACAAGUGCACAAAUACUGUGGAAACAAACAUGGUGCUUCUCAAGAUCCUCCUCUGCAUAUAAUUGUUUCAUGCAUAAAACAAAUGGUGGUGAUCUUGACGAGAUUUUAUCAUUCACACGUUAGACAUGCAAAGCUCAUUUGUUUCCUUUACAUGUAGUGUAGCACAACAGAUGCAUCUUUUGUUAGGGAUUACACUGAAGUAACCAGUGCCUCAGAGAGAGAGAGAGAGAGAGAGAGAGAGAGAACUUUUAUAUUAGUCAAGCACAAAAUUCCAUAAAAGUUUGAUAGUGGUGGUGUGUGGUAUGCAUGGAGUACUAGUAACAGAAUAGCUACACCAGAGACAGGCUGAGAUGACAGGACCAUCAGGGUGAGAGAGGAGGAGAAGGAAGGGGGCAGCAUGGGUAGGACCAGGACAGACUCAUCACUGACCCAGCCUUCCCUCACCUCACUUGCUCUCACUUGUCAGCUUCACAUUUUAUACACCAGAGUAGCAUAUAUUUUUUUUCCCUUACUAGAGCACUUAGAUAGAAGAUAUCAUUGCCGUUUUGAAUUGUUUUGAUUUGUUGUGGAUCAGUGUUAUGUGGGUCUAUGGAUCUAUCGGGUGUUAAUAUGCUAAGGAAAUCCCAAAGACUGUUUCUGAUUCAAGUAUUUUUUUGUAUAUGAUCAUAGAGGGUGAGGUAAAAGUCUGGAAUGAGAGUUUUUAUUUAUUUAUUUACUGUUCAGGUUUAGAUUUAUUCUGUUUCUUACUUUUGAUCCUGAAGUGUGAGUUUAGAAUCCAGGAUAGCUAUUUCUUUACUUAUUUGUUUUAUUUUUUGCAAUCCUCUGUUGUUAUGUUAAUGUCCAAGCACAGUGUUUCUAAAUUUGCUGCUAUCUCCUCACUGUUUCUGUAUUAUUCUUAAGUGUGUCUUUAUUUUAAUUUUCUUGUACAUUCUUUGAUAGCAUAGCAUGUGUGUAUUUCAUUGAUAUCUUGUGUGUUAGUGUGUGUGUGUGUGUGUGUGUGUGUGUGUGUGUGUGUGUGUGUGUGUGUGUGUGUGCGCACGUGCAAGGUACUUCAUACACUGGCCAUGAACAUCCAUCCAUCAAUCCAUUCCAUCCAUCCAUCCAUUCCUUGAUGUAUCUGUUGUAAUAGCAAGCUGUAUUAGGUCCAUUGAUGCUUACUGUUGGUGCUGUUAUCAUUGUUUCUUAGUAUUAUUGUUAAUCUCAAUACAGAACUGGCUUAUGGCUUAGUAAAACUCUUAUUCCAUCUCAUUACAUAUUCAAAGGUCAUUGUCUAA
Molecule: messenger RNA, 3752 nt
Organism: Portunus trituberculatus (swimming crab)
Lineage: Eukaryota; Metazoa; Arthropoda; Malacostraca; Decapoda; Portunidae
Product: glycerol-3-phosphate acyltransferase 3-like
Exons: 6
Coding region: 1078-2457 (459 amino acids)
Biological process (GO): triglyceride biosynthetic process
Cellular component (GO): endoplasmic reticulum
Molecular function (GO): glycerol-3-phosphate O-acyltransferase activity
Source: RefSeq, a predicted model, not a curated record